AUGGAGCGAGCUAAUGCGGCUGCGACCAGCGAAUCGGAUGCGGACAAACAGCGGGUCUUGGACGUUCUUGCCGCUAGUAACAAGUUGCUGGUUGAUGCACACCGCGAGAUGUAUUGCUCGCGGAAUGCUCGAAAGGGCGGGGCUGUCGAGAACGCGACUACCGCUGCGUCACUAUCGAACUUUGAUUUAGGUCCGUCUGCAGAUGAUGAGAAGGUGAUCUGCGGAGCCCCAUUCCGGCCCACAGCCGCAGCCACGCCGUUGUCGACGAUUCACGACGAAGCGGACAGUGUUUUGGACGAGUGGCGUCAAUACACGGUGGACUGGGUUGCUACGAAGACGAGCGACGACUUCACGCCACUGCUAAUCGUGCGUCAUAAUGGAGUCGUUUGCUGGAGUGUGGAGGCUGUCUGCGAGCACGUGGACAUCCUCCGUUGGUUUCGUGAGGUUGGCAGUGUUCGCUUCCCGUCGAUCGCUGCCCUCGCUCGCAUUUGGUUGGGAAGGGCUCCCUCCAACGAGUUUCAAGAACGCGUUUUCUCGACCGGUGGAAUCGUGAUGAGCAACCGGCGCACUCGGACGGACACCCAUCGCGCUGUGAUGCAGGUCCUGCGGAAGCACAACAGGAAGGAGAUCCUGUGCAUGGAGGCUAACGACAGCGGAAGCUCGAUGCUAGACUGA
This is a messenger RNA of Phytophthora sojae, 675 nucleotides long. RefSeq lists its product as hypothetical. The record is from RefSeq and is a predicted model, not a curated record. The coding region runs from base 1 to 675 and encodes 224 amino acids. The transcript is spliced from 2 exons. NCBI's taxonomy places the organism in Eukaryota, Oomycota, Peronosporomycetes, Peronosporales, Peronosporaceae.